AUGCCUCAGCCGUUUGCAACGUUCGCCGCUCUUCUCAUUCCUCUUUUCGCCCUUCUCGACGCCUACGAGUUUGACACUAUCAUAUCAGGUUCAUUCCUAUUCAGUCUGAACUUUUUUUUUCCUCAGCCGAGCUCUUUUUCGAAUUCAUCUAAAUAUUUAUUUUUUUUUUCAAAAAUAGGUUCCAGUGAUCUUGGAAAGAUCCAAAUUCUUUAGUCGCAUCUUACGGUCCCAGAAAAGCAAUAAAUUUUGCCAAAAUAAUUAAAAAACCCUUUCUUCAUAGCUAGUUUUGCUAUAUUUGGAGACUGCUUAUUUGAAAAAAAUCGCUGCUCUUCCUAAUUUUAUGUGAGCUGAGUAGUUCUUCGUUUCUAAUAAUGAAAACCCUGUGAAAAUGAGGGCUCAGGUGCUUUUAGAAAUUAAAUUCUUAUUUUGAGUCACAGCUUGGAGAAGUGAAAAAGUUUUUCUUUUUCGAAGUAAUUCUUCGAAAAUUUCAGACAAACCAGAGAUUCAGUGUGGAACCGGCAGUUUGGUUUUUGAAGAUAGCUACGCAAAAUAACGUUGCGCCUUCACAUGUUUUUGCAAAAGGACAUUUCCAAAAGGUACACAGAAUAAAAGAUAUAGGAAAAAAUAAAUUUUUUUUUGCAGGAAGGAUGUUCAUUUACCAAUUCAACGGAGACCACUUUUGAGUUUGGCAAAUGUGACGUUGCGCGUCAAAGAGAAGUUAGUUUUAGUUUGAUUUUCUGCUUUUUUGAAGCUUUUCCCCCAAAAUAAUUGAUUCCAUUGUUCAUGAAAAUUUUCGGUUUCCACAGGUGCUUUGCUAAAUAGUUAUUUUCAGAAUGAGAACAGGUUUUUGGGGCCUUAAGAUUUUUUUCGAAGAAGUAUUUCUUUGACAUCUCUGUAGGAAAAAAAUUUCGAAACAAAAAUUUCAGAAUUUAAACACUUGAAAUGAACGAAUCAAAAAAAAAAUGCACUUUGUAAAAAGAGAUGGAAUGAAAACUCUCAACCAGAUUAAGCUCCGGAAGUUUCCAACUACAGACUUGCUAUUAUUUUUUUGUUGUUGUAGGAAGCGAACAUCGAAAUAAAAGUAUAGCGCUCUUUUCUGAAAAAUAGGAAGCCCGGAAAGUUAAAUCUCACAAUAAUCUCAAAAGAAAGGUCCUUUUACUAUGUGUGGUAGGAAAUUUCCUGAAAUUUUGUCAGAACAUUUUUUGAUGUACCAGAGAAAGAUCCUGAAAAUCUCAAUCUGCAAAACUCCCUAUUUUUUGAACAAAAAUGCCUCAAAGUCAAAGAAAACCAUCAAUAACUGCUAAAAUGGGUCAUUUUGCUCUUAGAGUCAUUACUUCUUGAAAAUUAGGAAAUUGUGCAAUUUAAAACUUUUCAGAUCUCAAUUUGUUAUUGUGGCCAAUUUUCAAGAAGUUGCCAACCGCAAAGUGAAAUGACCUUUGUUGUCAGUAGAGUUUUUAGUCAUCUAUUCUCGUUUUCCAAUCCAAACAAAGUAACUUUCAUGUGAUCCAACCCACUCAAGUUUUCAACCUGUGCAGGUUAACCCGAAAGGGAUGUCCUACACGAUGACGGUGAUAGUGCAACUGCAUCCGCUGUUCACGACGCGCGUCGACCGAGCAUACCGCGUCCGUUGCUUUUACAAGGAGACGGAGAAGGCCGUCGGCGCCGAGUUCUCCGUCAGGUACGUUUUCGAUCAUGUUUGUCCUCGACGGUUAUUGCCGUCGACGUUAACGUUUCGCCAAAUAAUUUUACAACAUUUUGGGGCUGUAUAAGAAUAAUAGGUGAGAAGGCCGCCGCGAGAUCGACGAAAUGACCCUCGUAUGGCCAAUGUUUCUUAAACGACAACAAUUGGCGUCGGCGAUUGAGCAAUUUUUCGGGGCUCAGCCUUCAAAACAGUGUGAACGUGUGUUGAGUUCAGUCAGCGGAUUGUGAAAAAAGACCUCCAUCGAGACCUUGACCGUGUGAGGAGCGUAACCAGAAAAAAAAAAGAUCAGAGUAGAUCACACUUGGAGGCCAUUCACGCAAGUUUGAAAUCAGCGUACAUCGAACUUUUGCCUAUUCACAGCCUCUUUUCGAGGUGUUAAAAAAGCGAACCGAAAAAGUUCGAGUUUUCCGGCGAUAGUAAUUUCCAGGGUAACUUGAAAUCAAGUUCUACUUUUUUGCCAUUGAAGAGCCCAUCAAGCCGUUUCUAAUUGACUAUUAAAAUUCAUAUUUUUUGUGAUCAUGUAGAAAAACUCAAUAAGCCAAGAAGAAAGGGUUGGCUUACAAAUAUUCGGAGGAAAAGGUUUAAAAAAAUUAGUUUUAAACUCAGAGAGGUAGUAUUGACAAGAAAAAUCAAGUUUUUAAGUUAAAACUUAAAACUUUUUAACCUCAGGAGUUUAUACCAACUUUAACAUUGAAAUAUUUGAGAGGAGGGUUAGCAGCGUUAAUAAAUGGAUUGCCCGUGGCAUUUUUGCGAUACGAGUUUUAUUUAAAGGAAGUUUUCGUCAAAAGUAAACCCGCCUUAGUCCAACAGGUUAUGGGCCUGCCUACGGCCCAAAGGGUCACAAGUUCGAUCUCCGCCGUUACCCAUCUAAAGGAUUUGAGAAAUGUUGGUAGCGGAAAAUCACGGCUUCAUAUUCCCCAGUCACAAAAAAAGAAAGAUAUGUCACUAAAGCCAGUCCACUGAUUAUCACUGAUAUCAGAAUAGGACCUCGGCUCAUCAACUUGGGGCGCUGACGCCGCUCAAGCCGUAGAAGGCGUAGGAAGAAGAAGAAAACUUUGCAAAAAAAAAAUCAAAAUGAAAAUCCUUCAUGAGAGAGUUGCAGCGAUCCAUCGCCGACGUACUUGCCGCAGGAAUCCAUACAGCCCACUUGCGUUUACACGCUUCAUAUGGUUGGUUAUUUUCGCGAAAAAAGCCAUCGAAAAAAAAAAAAUUAAGGGCUCUCCGAAUGGUCCGCUAGCCAAAUACGCGAAAGUCGGCGACACCGUUUAUCACGUCUGGGAUUGCGCCAGUGAAGUAGUCUUUUCUUUCGAUUAAUUUAUGUUGAAAUGGAAAAAAAGAGUCACCUUGAAGUAAAAAGCAACGGCGUUUUUCAGAUUUACGAGAUGUACGUGCACGAUUGUUUCGUGGUGGACGGCGAAAGCAGCAACAACCGCCGAGUCAUCGACGACAAAGGGUCCGUUAUUGAAAGAUCGGGAAAAUCACGAAAUUCUCAAGAUUUUUUCAAAUAUCUCAAUCUGCCCAACUUCUUUGUUCUUUUGAAAGAAGGGACAACAGUUUUUCUCCGGCUUUUAGGCUUUUUAUUUUCAAAAAUAUGGAGUAGGGGGUUUUUAGGCUCUUCAUCUAGUUAAUCGAAAAAUAUUCUGCAAAUUUUCACAAAUCGAAGCUCAAAAAAGCGUUUCAAGAAAGAGCGAGUGAUCUCUCACUGAAAUCAGCGUAAAAUCAUGCAUAAAUAGAAAUUUUAUGAACUUCGAAAUUAAAAUGUUCAGUUCUGUGAAAAUCUGGCAAUGAAUAGAGUAUAGUUAGACUUCUUUUUCGUUUCAUCAAGAAAAAAAGCACCUUUUCUGUGUCAACUCGUUCAUGUUUGUUUAUUUUCCCUGUUCUCCGUCCUGAAAACCUAGAGAGACACCUGGCAUGCUUAUGAUACCUCUAAAAGUAGGUCCAACUUCCUGAGUAUGCCCUUUCUGCCGCCCCGGUCUCGACCUUCAGCCCUUAUUCAGAGCGCACCCGACCUACUUAUAACUCUCUCAAACUGCAAUUACCUGUACUCCCGUGCCAAGCAUAAGGCAAAACAUGCUCGCUUUCCCAUUAGGAAAAGGGGAGCCUCGCCUCGUCCCAAUUGUUGUAAUCAUCGUCCGAGACGUUUUUUCUUCUUUUUUUUCCGCUUCCUUGUACGGUUUGCAAUUCGACCUUGCGGAUGCGCGGUAACCGAUGGUUUAGCACUUUAACGACUGUGCGACGCACCUGUCUUCACUUUUUGCUUUUUAAGAAAAUAACAGCUUUCAAAAUGGAAGAAGAUCUGCGUCAUCCAAAAAUUGCCAUCAAGAUUGAGGAAUAAAAAAAUAAAUACAGAGAAAGAUUCAAAAAAAAGCCAUUAAAAUGAAAGAUUAGGCAAGACACUCUGUAUAACAGCAGCUCCCGAGAAAAAGAGGUGAAUUCUUGGGAAAAUAAGCGAAUUAAAGCUGAAGAAGAAGAGAAAAUAGCGUAGCUCAUUCGGCUUCUGAAACAGUCUCAAAUGUCCGUACCCUCUUUUCCUUGAAGAAAAAAGAAAAUAGGCGAUGGAAAAGCAGGCACAGAGGAGCAAGACUGUAUCAAGUAGCGACGAACUUCAAAUUAAGCUCAACUGAAGCAUAAUCUUUACGUGGACCCCUCAUUUUCACAGAUUAACUGGAAACUGCAUUAUUUUGUCUAGUUUCAGGUGCUCCACAGACGUUUUCAUCAUGCCGCAGAUCAUCUACAAUGGGAACCGCUCCAAGGCCUUUGUGGUUCGUUUCGAAAUGAUUAUUUUUCACUAGUUUUUCAAAAAAAAACAUCUAACAGUAUAUCAAAGAAAAAAUAAUUUGCAGAAUUCGAACGCUUUCAAUUUCCCUGACCAGAAUAUUGUCAAGUUCAACUGUCAGAUUCAAAUUUGUCCGACUUUGAGUGGAGAUUGUUAUCGGGUUGGUAACUCUUCGGAACAUUUCUCAAGUGUCCUAUUGCAGCCGAAGUGCGACGGACAAGCUGCAGCCGACCACGACGACACCCUCUCAUCAGACAUGGCUGAAGACGAACUCAUAACUACAGCCACUCCGCCUGCGGAAGUCGCCACGACAUCAGCCUCCACCAUUUCCAGCACCUCGACCACCUCUUCCACAAGCACCACGACGACAACUACCACUACCACGACGACGACGACGACAGCGCCAACAACCCAACAAACAAGUCUCACCGUUCAACUGUCUCUUUCUAGAACGCGAAACUUCAGAAACGACGACCAUCCUUUUCCCGACUCCCGAAGCGUUAUUGAAGAUUUUCUCAGACAGUCCGCGCAACAUUACUCAUCGGCUAUACGAUCUCGAAGGAUCCGGUAGACAUUUGCGCAUUAGACUUGGGCAAAAUGAAGCAUUUUGAGGCCUAGAGAUCUCCUCGAGAGAUGAAACCACAACUACGUUCACCGUUCUCAAAUCAACCAAACGAAGGAGAGAUGCUGUGGACGUCGACAUUUCUUCCCCAGAGUUGAUGAUCGUCGAUCGAGAUUUUGGUGGGUCAUUUCUUUUCAAUGAAUCCCAACAAUAAUAUUCACGAAAACUAUGAAGAAACAAUUUAGCAUCUGAGCUGCCGACGGCCCUGGAACUGUCGGAGGAAAAGCAAAAGCCGGCGGUUUGCCUGCCCUUCGUCGUUCUGUGGAUCCUUGGAGGUGUCGCGAUCUUCUCGAUCUCGAUCACGAUGACUGCUUUGUGCUACUCUCUCAAACAAAAACCCAGUUUCCACAUACUACCGUAG
Caenorhabditis auriculariae is the source of this 5461-nucleotide messenger RNA. The record is from the annotation of a GenBank genome assembly. NCBI's taxonomy places the organism in Eukaryota, Metazoa, Nematoda, Chromadorea, Rhabditida, Rhabditidae.